Molecule: messenger RNA, 663 nt
Organism: Puccinia graminis f. sp. tritici CRL 75-36-700-3
Lineage: Eukaryota; Fungi; Basidiomycota; Pucciniomycetes; Pucciniales; Pucciniaceae
Exons: 1
Coding region: 1-663 (220 amino acids)
Source: RefSeq, a predicted model, not a curated record
AUGGCGAACAAAACCGACAUUAGUCCUCCAAAACGCAAAUUCACUGGAUCAGAUACUUCCUCAGAUUCUCCCAAAUGCAAUUGUCUGGAAACUGCCCAGUUAAGAAGUGAUUUUACAUUUUCAGGUUACAUUUCGAAAACAUUCCCCGACCAUGAAAUAGCCUCCAUCGAUUCUCUGGGUAUAUGGAGCUCGCAAAGAGGCAACUACGAUGGUGGUUUCAACUACUUUUACCAAGUUUGCCAAUAUAUGGAGCUUAAUAUGAACUCUCAAGAGUUUCCCACCUCAGCCUUCUUACAUGUGCGAUUCGAUCUCACAAGAUGCUGCCUUGCAUUACUCGAUCCAACCAAAGCGAUAGAUUCUCUCACUCCUUGUUUGAACUGGAGUGUCCCAUAUGGCAUUUGUUUCGGUCAUGAGCUUUGGGAAACUCUAUCCAUAUUAUAUACAUCCGCAAAACGUCUAAAAGAACACAGAACCAAUCUUGACCUUGCUUUCGAAAGUGGGAACUGGUCCGAGGCGAUUCAAACAAUCAACCAGGUAGCUACUACUCGAUUGAAAAACUUCCCAAAUGCAUCCAUCAUGCUACCCGGUCAAUGGAGUUACUGGAAAGCGGAGGCAUUGGCACAAGUUGGAAAAGUUACAGAGUCAAAGGUUGUAAUCUCGUGA